GCUGUGCACACAGCACCCCCGACCUCCCCUCUUCCUCCUUCUUCUCUGACAGCUUUGCUCCACCAGCUCUGCACUGUGCCGGCCUUGAGAGGAGUAAGGGAGCAGAAAGAGGCACUAGAAGAGAGGAUUUGCUCAACCGAGGAGAGACGGACAGGGGAGAGGGACCAUGGCUGCUCUCUCUGCCUUGCUGAAGACCUGGGUUAUUCUGCAGACCUUGUGCCUGGUUUUGGCUCAAGUGAGGGGUCCACCUGGACCUCCGGGCCCGCCAGGCCCACCCGGCCCCUCUGGCACUCCUGGGUCAGAUGGCAUUGAUGGAGAGAAAGGGCGUCCCGGGUCACCUGGCCCACCAGGGCAGAAGGGAGAGCCAGGAGAGCCAGGUCCUGACGGAUCACCCGGGGAGAAUGGCAUUGAUGGUUUGAUUGGAGCAAAGGGUGACCGAGGUCCUAUCGGGAGACCUGGACCAAAGGGUCAACCAGGUCCAACUGGUGAGCCCGGAACUCCUGGACCUGGCCUUCCAGGACUGGCUGGUAUUCCAGGCCCAAUUGGUCUCCCUGGUGAGAUCGGACCAACUGGACCAAAGGGUAUCCUUGGACCACCGGGACCUCCAGGAUUUCCUGGACCUCCGGGCAAGCCGGGUCCUCCAGGCAAGUUUAUUGUUGGAGAAGAGGGUAGUGCAGAUUUCGAGUGUCCUCUCAACUGCCCAGCAGGACCUAAAGGCCCACAGGGACUGCAGGGAGUCAAGGGACACAAAGGACGUGCCGGUGCUCUCGGAGAUCCUGGCAGCAUUGGAAGACCGGGCCCCAAGGGAGAAGUUGGCAUCUCUGGGGAGCAGGGCAUCCCAGGACCUUCAGGUCCCAUGGGUCUGAGUGGUUAUCCAGGAAUGAUGGGUCCCAAAGGAGAACCAGGCCCUGGUGGGUACAAGGGCAUCGGCGGACCAGUAGGACCUCCUGGGCCACCUGGUGAAGAAGGACCUCGUGGACCACCUGGAGAGCCAGGCGAUAAAGGAGACAAAGGCAGCCGAGGUAUCCAAGGCCCACAGGGUGCAGUUGGCAAAAAGGGAGAGAAUGGUCUGCCGGGUAUUGAUGGGAAAGAUGGCACACCUGGCAUUCCUGGAAUCAAGGGUGGCCCCGGUCAGGCCGGGAUGCCUGGUCCUCCUGGUCCUCAGGGAGCAGCGGGAUUACCUGGCAGCCCAGGAGCUAAAGGUGGACCUGGAGCAAAGGGGGAACCUGGACCUAGAGGUCAUGUUGGCUUGCCUGGGCCCUCUGGACCUUUGGGUGAGCCUGGUAUUCCUGGUGAGCCUGGUAUGCAAGGAAUCCCUGGACCUAAGGGCGACAGAGGGGAGCGAGGACCAGUUGGGCCACAGGGAGCAGCCGGCAAGCCUGGAAGCAAAGGAGAGAGAGGGCCCAUCGGUGUGCCUGGCGCCCAGGGUCUCAGUGGAACAAAGGGAGACAAGGGCUUCCAAGGAAAAGUCGGGUCAAAGGGGGGCAUUGGUGACCCCGGAGUCGAGGGAUUGGCCGGCGAAAAAGGCGAAAAGGGUUUGUCUGGCGAACCUGGGCCCAAAGGACAGCAAGGAAUCAGGGGUGACACUGGACACAAUGGACCCACUGGAGAUCCUGGCAAACCAGGAGACCAGGGACCACUGGGGCUGCCCGGUCCUAGGGGGCUUAAUGGAGAACGAGGAGUACCCGGUAUGCCGGGCAUUCAGGGACCAGCAGGACGUGAUGCAUCUGACCAGCAUAUUGUUGAGGUUGUGCUGAAGAUGAUGCAGGAGAGGCUAGCGGCCGUGGCAGUAAGCGCCAAGAGGGCUGUGCUUGGUGGUGCAGGUGUAAUGGGGUCUCCCGGACCGCCUGGACCUCCAGGGGCAUCUGGGCCUCAGGGACCACAUGGCUUACCUGGUGCCCGCGGCAUCCCCGGCAUUAUUGGAGCACCUGGGCAAAUUGGAAACACAGGGCUUAAGGGAAAAAGAGGUCCAAAGGGAGUGAGAGGUGAUCCAGGUAGACCUCACUCAGGUCCACCAGGAGCUCCAGGAAUACAAGGCCCCCCCGGUAUCGAUGGAGUGGCUCGGGACGGUAGGCCCGGAGAGAGAGGACCUCAGGGAACACCUGGAGAGGCCGGUCGCCCCGGUAAGUCGGGCCCGCCGGGUCUCCCGGGAUUCUGCGAGGCAGCGAUGUGCCUGGCCGCGUCUGCUUACACCUCACCGAGACUACAGGAGGCGGGAACGAUCAAAGGACCCAAUGUUUAGAGGCCCCGUCUCCCCAUAAGCAGAUCACAGCACCUGGGAGAGAGGGAGCAAGGCAAGGAAAAAAAAAAAGGCGAGAGACCACUCUUCUCAACAUCAAGAACGAGAGGUGGGGGGGGGACAAUAAUAGUACAUUGACUGCAUGUGUAGCCCCCCCCACCGCUCCUUCCUAGAACUGACAACCUGAAGUUUUGACUGGUGGGACAUCAUGAUCUUAAUCCUCCACAUCACCAUGACAACAGCAGCUCACAGCCACCCACCUCCGUCUGAAAUCUCAAGUGGUUUUUUUUGGAUGUCGGUGUCAGCGCCGUCCAAAUAUCCCAGUCCUGCUCAAGCAGUGAAAGAGGAACAGAUUUUAUAUUACAUCUCUCUUUUUUUUUUUGGUCUCUCACCAAGUCAAAGCAUCUAUGAGCUGAAAGAAGCUAAACCAAAUGUGGUGAAGGAUGCUUUUUUCCUUGUUUGGUCACUUUCAAUGUUUGUUUUUUUUUCCAUAUGCAAUAUUUUGUCAGAGGAAUGUUUUGAAGUUUUAACGCCCUGCCUCUUUUCCAACAUCACACCCGUUGCCUUAAACGUGUACCCCGAAAACCUGACUAAUAAAUGAUUGCAGCCCCAGUUUCCACUCAGUACUGUACCGCAUUGUAAAAUGUAGUCUUUUUCAUUUGUAGGCUUGAGUGAGAUCCCUGAUUUACCUCAUGUGUACACUGCCUUCCCUUCCCAAUCCCCCGCUUUCAACCCAAGUCUCGUUUUAGAAACUAACAACUAGCUUUAUCUCUUCUUCUUGUUGCCUGGCAACAGCAUAUCCCGAUGGGCACUCCCAUCUCCCACAAUGCAGUGCUGUAAAUCUUUGUAAAUGUGUGUUGAUUAUUAUGUAGAGGAAAAGGAAUGGGUUACGAUAUGCACCAACAAAAAUCCUGUGUUAAUGAAAUCAGUGAGUAAUAAGGAGUUCCUACAGAAAUAAUGACUCCUCCUCAGAGCAAAUCAGUUAACGGUCCUAAUGUGCUUUCUGUGCCACUGUCAAUUUUCCAUGGGAGGUCGGUGCUUUAACGACAACUUAUUUUCAUCAAAAGAAGCUAUUUAUUGUUCUUUAUAUAUAAUCAUCUGUAAAAAAAUAAAUAAAGUUGUUUGCUGGCUGUUCAGGCAAUCCUAGACUAAUAAAGAGGAACCUUUUCUAAGA
Molecule: messenger RNA, 3413 nt
Organism: Maylandia zebra (zebra mbuna)
Lineage: Eukaryota; Metazoa; Chordata; Actinopteri; Cichliformes; Cichlidae
Gene: col9a2
Product: procollagen, type IX, alpha 2
Biological process (GO): extracellular matrix organization
Molecular function (GO): extracellular matrix structural constituent conferring tensile strength
Source: RefSeq, a predicted model, not a curated record